GCCGUGUGGGAUAGACCACAGAAAUCCUAAAAAAGUGUGCAUUUUGAGGAUGACGGUUAGCCGGCCUUCUUAUUAUACUCCUCGUUCUCUCAUCGACUUUCCCUCCGGAGAAAUUUCAAUCAAAGAAUCAUUCUCCGUGAAACACCGCCGGCCACCUUCUUCCUCAUCAUCCCUCCCUGUUUCUUCUCCUAGAGAUUUCUAGCAGAGGAAAGGGAGAGAAAUCGAAAAAAAAAUAAUAAUAAUAAUAAUUAACAAUUAUUAACAAGAAUAAUAUCCGAAAUGGGUCCGGAAGGUUUUCCCCUCUCUCUCCUUGUUAUCUUGGCCCUCUUCUCGACCCAGAUUCAGUCCCUCCGUUUCGAUGUUGAAUCCGGCCAUACCAAAUGCAUAUCUGAAGAUAUUAAGAGCAACGCCAUGACCGUCGGCAAGUACCAAGUUGUCAACACCGACGACGGCCACCCUUUACCCGACACUCACAAACUCGCCGUUCGGGUGACAUCUACCUAUGGAAAUAGUUAUCACUAUGCGGACCAUGUGUCCGAAGGGUACUUUGCUUUUCAGACUGCAGAAGCCGGGGAUUACAUGGCUUGCUUCUUUGCUGCUGAUCAAAAACCCCCGGCUACAUUGACUAUUGAUUUGGAUUGGAAGUCCGGUGUAGUUGCUAAGGAUAUGACUAAUGUUGCAAAGAAAGGCUCUGUUGAAGCUAUGAAAACACAGCUGAUGAAGAUGUAUCUAACUGUCAUCGACAUCCAAACUGAGAUGAAUUAUCUUCGUGAAAGAGAAGAAGAAAUGCAGGAACUUAACCGAUCUACCAACGCCAACAUGGGUUGGCUGAGUGGCUUGUCGAUUAUUGUAUGCCUCUCUGUGGCGGGAUUGCAGCUAUGGCAUUUGAAAGGCUUUUUCGAGAAGAAGAAGCUCAUCUAAUUCGCGGCUUUUACUGAGAAAUACCCCAAUAGCCUGUCUUUGCUAAUGUACAAUAUUGACAUCUUUGCUAAUGUCUAAACUGAGAAGAGGGAAAACCACACAUUUUUGGAUCCAUUUCAAUUAGAGAUUUUAAUACAGCUUCAAUGUUUUGAGUGUCUAUUCUUAA
Molecule: messenger RNA, 1087 nt
Organism: Ipomoea triloba (trilobed morning glory)
Lineage: Eukaryota; Viridiplantae; Streptophyta; Magnoliopsida; Solanales; Convolvulaceae
Product: transmembrane emp24 domain-containing protein p24delta9-like
Exons: 4
Coding region: 280-921 (213 amino acids)
Biological process (GO): intracellular protein transport; endoplasmic reticulum to Golgi vesicle-mediated transport; Golgi organization
Cellular component (GO): COPII-coated ER to Golgi transport vesicle; endoplasmic reticulum-Golgi intermediate compartment; Golgi apparatus
Source: RefSeq, a predicted model, not a curated record